Molecule: messenger RNA, 4824 nt
Organism: Exophiala dermatitidis NIH/UT8656
Lineage: Eukaryota; Fungi; Ascomycota; Eurotiomycetes; Chaetothyriales; Herpotrichiellaceae
Exons: 1
Coding region: 700-4194 (1164 amino acids)
Biological process (GO): transmembrane transport
Source: RefSeq, a predicted model, not a curated record
UUUUCACACACUGGCCGCCGCUGGACUCUGGAGUCAGUUCAAGGCUUCCCUGCGCCUCAGGCUCCAUCCGCUAGAGUUCACCUUCUCCAUACUGACAGCACGUCUCUCCCGUCCAGCCCUGUUCUGCCAGUGUCGUCGUCGUCGGCUCUCAUCUUCUCGUCUCUCUUUUUGUUCGACCAUCCCAAACUUCCUUACAGCGUCCAAAUCCUUCGCUUUACGUUUCAUAUGACGAUUGACCGUUUCGCCUCUUAAUUCGUUCCGGUUUCACGUUCUGUUGUCGAAGCAUUCGGUCGGCGUAGCCAUUCGAGACAGUCGAACAUUAUACCUGGGACGAUCUACUGGCCCCGUCCGCCUGUAUUCGACUUCCGCGACGUCCUACUCUUCUUAACCCUGUACGCCCUCUACUUCCUCCACUCGAUGUUGUCACGUUCGCUCUGGUAGAAGCCUUCGAAUUCACCUUCGUUGCGGUUACUGUCGUUGCGCACGCAGGCGUCUGGUGGUAACGCCACUCUAUCUGCCUCAUCUGGUCCACAGACACCUUAGUUGGCAUCAAAUUCGAUCCUCCAUUAACCCGAACAUCGAGCCAAAGCCUGAACCCCCGCCCUGCUAGCGUUAUCUGGCCUUGGGAGUCAAGAUGUCAGAGUAUUGAGACAACGAUAGCGGCCGAGAAGGACGGAGAAAGACAUCACGCCAGUGACCAUGAUUUGUCCCCAUGGAGGAUGGGAACGGAAGCCGGCUUUGAACAGCAGGAGGAAAGACGGUCCCAAUGCUCGUCUCGGACCCUCAACGUGGGCUCCGUCGACUCGGACUAUCAUCGGCGUUAUCCUGGCACUGCUGUUCACAUGUGCAGAGGGCGCCUAUGUCGAAUUUGAGAAUUGUCUCGAUGAUAGUAUUGUCAAUUCCCGACCCCGCCUCCUCCAAUUCGUUCCUCUCAACGUGUCAGCUGUUUUCAACACUUCCUCAUCCAGGCACAACCUCAACGUUACCGUCUAUGGAAAUGUCACUGGAAAAGCAACCGCGGAGCCUUAUCCUCCCCCGGAUGAUCCUUCUUGGAGCGAUCCCAACAGCACUUUCGGAAAGAUCCCGGAUCUCAGUGAAUCGAACAACAAAUAUACCACUCUUUUCAGCGAGGUCAAUUUUCUAAGUUACACCCCGUGGAAUGCAGAGCCGUCAAGAUUCUGCGAAUCAGUCGUUCAAGGUAGCUGUCCUUUGGCACCAGCCUUCUACGUCAACUCGAGCGAACUGGACCGGCUGCCUGCUUUCUCCGUUGCCCAUGAUAUGUUUUCAACUUACGCCUUCGCCUCACUCCAGGCUACAUUGAGAGUUCAGUCGGGCGAUCAGAGCGGCCAAUAUUACAGCUGCGUGAGUGCCACCAUUACGCCCGACCUGGGUGGUUAUUUGAAGGGCAUGUUACGGUAUUUGCCCCUGGCGGUUCUUAUCGUCGUUGGCAUCGCCACCAUUGCCGCCGCCAUCCUAAGUCCUUGGGGUUCAGGUGAUCUCUUCAACUGGAGUAGCAAUUUUGGCCGGGACGAAGAUCUACUGCGUCUAGUCACACCAGGCUUCGGCGAUUGUCUGCAAUACAUUCAAUUCGUUGUGCUUACCGGCGCCCUGACGCUGAAUUAUCCUGGCUUCUACCGACCGGCGGUGAGCCGAGUGUCAUGGUCCUCUCUCAUGUUCAACGAAAGCCUUGUGACUGGCGGCAACGGCACGCAAAGCUUGGUCGACGGUGUAUACGAAAUUCGCAACAACACCAAAUAUGGACUCGACCGUAUGAGUCAAUUGGUGGGCAUGACCUCGGACCGCGACAUGUGGGCUGACAUGAUGGUCUGGCUCGUGGCGAUUGUGGCAGGCGUCACGAUUCUCACCCAACUAGGAUUUGCAGCGCGCUGGCUAUACCGACAGAUUGCAAACGAGCCAGCAGAAGACCUUCGCUCUAAGAAUUUCCCCUUUACUAUCGGUAAUGUCCUGCGGCUUGUGUUCAACUUCUUCCUCCUGCCAUUGACUAGCCUGUCAUUCUAUCAGCUGCUGAUUGCAGGGCGUGGGCCAGCAUAUUCAGUUGCACUAGCGGCUCUUUGCCUUGUGAUAAUCCUGGGAUUUUCCGUUCGACUCCUCUUUCUCUUCAUUCGGACGAGACCACGGUCCUUCCUUUUUGACGAUCUCAUGACUGUCCUCGCGUAUGGGCCCCUCUAUAACACCUAUUGCGACGAUGCGGCCACCUUUGCACUAGUGCCAUUACUUAUCAACUUUCUUCGAGGCAUUGCAAUCGGUGCAGUGCAACCAUCCGGAGUCGCGCAGCUUGUCCUGCUCGCCAUUUGCGAGAUCGUCCUAAUUUUGACAAUUAACGCCUUCAGGCCCUUUCCCUCUGCUACCUCGAUGAACAUUUAUCAUACCUGUUUCUCGAUCAUUCGCUUGUUCACCAUCCUUCUGUCAAUCGCGUUUGUGCCCUCUCUAGGUGUUGGGUCUGCGUCUAGGGGCUGGAUUGGUUAUGCCAUCCUUGUCAUCCAUGCCUGCACCCUUGUUUUCGGGUUCUUUCUCAAUGCGAUCCAAACCUUGAUCGAGGUGAUUGCUCGGCUUGCGGGAGCCGGUGGGCGAGACGAGGUCACCGGGGUUGCUACGAGAGGUGGCUUGAACAAGGUGUUCGGGAUGAGGCAGUUAUCUCGCCGGUUACCGCGGCGUGAUCAGAACCCUCGCCACAGUAUGUCCUCGGGUGCUGCCAUGCUUGCCGCUGUGGACACUGAACCAAAGCCACUCAAUAUGGCCAAGACCCGAUCCCGGAGUGUGUCUGCCACUUCGAACGCAUUGCUGGACGGCGGGCAGAACUCUAGCAGGAUGAGCCAGACUAUUGAUGGCCGUGUUGCCGAUCAAACCACCCCCGACCGGUCUAGCAGAGGCUCGAGGCAGUUGACCGGGAGACUAAGUGGCUCUGGAUCCCUUGGAGGGAUAGUCGGUCUGCAGAAGCAAGUGGAAGCAAAAGACCCGUACUACCGGCCACCACGGCGGAACACGAUGGAGCCUCUCUCUGCCACCGAUCCUGCCAUGUCGCUAGCAAGCGAGAAGUCGAAGGGAAAUUUGCUCAACGAGGGCGCAGCAGAGGACGGUGGGGGUGAGGGCUCGUCAACUCCCAUGCGCGUCAAUAACGACGAUUUUGAAGAUCCCCCGAACGAUCUGACUCGGACCAAGACCGACUAUGCGGUGAGAGAAGUUGAUUUUUAUUAUGGUGUCCGUGGAGCAGCUCUGUCCAGCGGGACCAGAAAGCUCAAAACCGGGCCAGCCGAUCCUACUGGACCGGUAUCCACGGCAAGGGGUUGGUUCAGGGGUCUCCUUGGUGGCAAGACCAAAGAAAAGAACAAAGGCUUUGAAGUCGUCAGGAGUGCCCGAGCUCCGCCGCCAGGUCUUUUCCCGCCUACCCCUGUACCAGACAGUCGCCCGGAGGAACCUUAUCGCGAUGAUGAUGGUCAGGUUGAACAAGAAGAAAGACGGCCGGACCGGUCAAGCUUGCGAAUUGCCUCGCCGCCGCCACAGAAACAAGACGGUUAUGACGAUGAUUCGGCCGCAGAGUCCGCGGAAGACGACGAACUCUCUUCAAUCAGCCCCGUCCCUUCGAAACCGCCUUCUUUGCCUCAUAUAGAUUCUGGUGGUGCAAUCGAGUUGCCAAGUCGGAUUGGGUCCGAAGCUUCCCGGAAAUCCCGCAAGCACCCACCACCAGCGGAAGACAUUCCAGCCGUCCCGGCCCUACCUCGAAAGAGUUCUCGAAGACAAUCAGCAGGUGAUCAGAGCGAGAGAGCAAGCGCAAGGGCGAAGCUGUAUGGGCCAGGUCCCGCCGUCAGCAUGCCCGGACAUAAAGGACAUUCGCAGAGCUUGAGUGCGAGCCGUAUUCCUUUCUCAAGUACGCAGACAACCAUGAACCGAGAUAAAAGAUAUUCGACGGGCGCAGAAUCGACAACCUCAAGCAUUGGGCGCGAGGGCGGCGAGAACCCUCCCAUGAGCCCGCACACCUCAUACACCAAGCAUCUUCGCAAUGCUUCAUCUGCAUUGGGAGCUGCACAUGGAGCAGAUAUUCGCAAUGACCGGCCCUCGAACGUUGGCUUUGUACAGCAACACAGAGCCAGUGAUCACAUCCAUUAUAGUCCCGAUUCUGCCGAGUAUCAGGGCAGCACCGCGGAAUUCCAUGGAAAGCCUGGUCCGGCAUCCUAAACCUGGGGUACAUUAACGAAAGUUUACGACUACUAUAUGGCGUGAUUGGAUCUAAUGCUUCGAAAGAAUGUGCCCGCAAUAUAUUCUCACUGAGCGGGCCGGAGGACUUAAUCUAACCGGCCGGCUGUUCUUGGUCUGUUGUGAUCGGAGAUCAAUUAAUUGCCGCCUUUCCUACUCUUCAUGUGAGGAGAUUAUUCCCACUAUCUACAGCAGUGAGAUGGGCCGACACUGUUUCAGCGAAGUGAUCGUGGAGAAAAUCUCCGGUCGGGGCAAAGACAGAUAAAGGAAGAAAGGGCUGGUGGGAUGGACGGAAGAACAUGCACACCUGUUUUCUCUGUUCUUUUCUUCAUUCUUCCUUUUUAUGCGUUGUAUUGGCAAGGCUAAGGGAAAAUAUACAUUACAUUACUUUGGUAAUCGAGCACGUUGUGAGCGCCGGCGUCAAGGGUUACAAGGGGCAAGUCAGGUUGUUGAUGAGCAAGAAAAGUGAGGGUUCGUGUUUUCUUUUUAAAGUUCUGCGAGUGUCUUGUAUGUAUUAUUAGGUCGCUCUUUGGCAAUAGAAGCGGCCAGCUCUAAGGUAUGUAUACCGUAUGCAGUACACAAUACACCCGGGUGCUUACUUACCUACCGAUA